Molecule: messenger RNA, 1949 nt
Organism: Nylanderia fulva
Lineage: Eukaryota; Metazoa; Arthropoda; Insecta; Hymenoptera; Formicidae
Product: proclotting enzyme
Biological process (GO): proteolysis
Molecular function (GO): serine-type endopeptidase activity
Source: RefSeq, a predicted model, not a curated record
AGCGGCUAUUCAACAGCUUAGGAGUCGCUCAAGAUCCAAGCCGGUAUUCGCACGUGGGUCCCAAGUCCUGUGUUCCGCGCGUCGUUACUCUUCGCGAACGAUUCUGGCAGCAUGAAUAAUCGGGCACGCAGAUUGUCGUCGUUCGCGAUGCUGGUGCUGGUGCUCGUGGUACAGGUGAUCGUGGCGGCGGCUGUAGAAUCUGAAUCCAGAUCCAUGAACGGGUCGAACGAUGACGUUGACCCGGACGACGACUCAAUUAUCCUCGAAGGCGCGAUCGAUCCGAAUCAGUCCGAAUCAAGAGAGGGUCGAGGCAUUCUUUGGAGCGGAGCAACGACUCGUGAGACUUGCUUAACAUCCAAAGGCGAAGUCGGUCGAUGCAUGACCUUCAAAGAAUGCUAUCCGUACUUUAAAAUUCCGGACCUUGGUGCCCUAGACGGAUGGGUUCUUGGCGUUUAUGACACAUGCAGCUACAUUCGAGAAGAUGGAAAUCCGAGCUUCGGAAUUUGUUGCUCGAAUCUACAACCUAUCACACCUCGACCGCCAUCCGAUAACUGUGACGAUUCCAUCGUGGAACAUCCCCAAAUCGAGGAUAAUAAGAAAAAAGGCGAUGAUACGGGGUUGGCACGUCCUCAGGCUGUGCCCACUUGGCCACCACCGAUUCCCACACAUCCGCCCGAUCACACAAUACCGCCACUGCCAACCCAUCCAUCCUCACCUGGUCUAUCGACGACGCAGUCCACGACCUUGAAACCGAUAACUAGCUCAAAGAAACCGGGAGUUGCCACUACAUGGCCGACGAAGAAGCCAACCUGGUGGCCAGCCUCAUCAGGCACGUCGACUACCAGCAAAUCUCCGAUCGACACCAACAAUCUAUCACAGUGCGGUGCCAAGAAUGGCAAUCAAGAUCAAGAACGUAUUGUGGGAGGAAAGAAUGCAGACCCAGGGGAAUGGCCGUGGAUCGCCGCGCUUUUCAAUGCCGGCCGUCAAUUUUGCGGCGGAUCGCUCAUCGACGACAAGCAUAUAUUAACAGCAGCGCAUUGUGUCGUAAACAUGAAUUCUUGGGACGUCGCGAGAUUAACAGUACGUCUCGGUGAUCACAAUAUCAAAACGAACAAUGAGAUUCGUCACAUUGAAAGACGUGUAAAGAGAGUCGUGAGACACCGAGGCUUCAAUUCACGUACACUCUAUAACGAUGUGGCACUACUUACGUUAAGCGAACCUGUAGAAUUCACGGAACAAAUCCGACCUAUCUGUCUUCCUAGCGGAUCACAGUUAUAUCAAGGCAAAACGGCAACUGUUAUAGGAUGGGGUUCUUUGAGAGAAAGUGGACCACAACCAGCAAUUUUACAAGAAGUUUCGAUACCUGUGUGGUCCAACAGCGAAUGCAAAUUAAAAUAUGGAGCAGCAGCACCAGGUGGUAUAGUCGACAGUUUCCUAUGUGCUGGUCGCGCCGCUAAGGAUUCGUGCUCAGGCGACAGUGGAGGUCCUUUGAUGGUUAAUGAUGGACGCUGGACUCAGGUUGGAAUUGUCAGUUGGGGAAUUGGCUGCGGAAAAGGACAAUAUCCAGGGGUGUAUACGAGAGUAACACAUUUCAUGGCGUGGAUUGAUAAAAAUCGAAAAUAGAAAAUAUACGCGUUAUACGUAUUUAUCGCACAGUCUCUUUCGCACAGUCGCUGUUUCUUAGACAAUGUUUUGUCGAAGAAUUGAUUCCACUCGCUUUGAGAAAUGUGAUAAAAAAAAAACUAUCCUGCCCUAAAUAUAAAAAUAGAGCUUUAUAACGGUAUUAAAAUCUUUUUUAAGGAAGUUUGACAUUAUGUCAUUUCCUUUCUAACUAAUUAAAAUAAUCUUUGAGACAAUUCUUCAUAUCAUCGUAGUCUACGUACGUUUCCUCGUCAUUAAAAUAAACUAUCCAUUUACUAUGUACGAUACGAUUAAAAAAUCGUUGAUUA